This is a messenger RNA of Naumovozyma dairenensis CBS 421, 1431 nucleotides long. RefSeq names its product phosphatidylinositol-3,5-bisphosphate binding protein HSV2 (gene HSV2). The record is from RefSeq and is a predicted model, not a curated record. Gene Ontology annotation, cellular component: cytosol; phagophore assembly site membrane; extrinsic component of membrane. The transcript has a single exon. Gene Ontology annotation, biological process: autophagy of mitochondrion; protein localization to phagophore assembly site; protein lipidation. Bases 1 to 1431 code for a protein of 476 amino acids. NCBI's taxonomy places the organism in Eukaryota, Fungi, Ascomycota, Saccharomycetes, Saccharomycetales, Saccharomycetaceae. Gene Ontology annotation, molecular function: phosphatidylinositol-3-phosphate binding; phosphatidylinositol-3,5-bisphosphate binding; protein binding.
AUGAAUAUUAAACAUCCUUUAGAUGAUACCAAGGGCCACACGUCUAAUAAACCUCAAUUUUUACAUGUGAAUUUCAAUCAAGAUGAUUCCUGUUUUAGUUGUGCCUUGGAAGAUGGGUUCCGAAUCUACAAUACUAAUCCGUUACAAGUCAAACUAACGAAAAAAUUUACGAUAAAUACAAAUACAAAGACUUUCCCAUCAAAGGUUAAUGGAACUGGAAUUGGUUAUACUCGAAUGUUAUACAGAACAAAUUAUAUUGCAUUACUGGGAGGCGGCACGAAUCCUAAAUAUCCAAUGAAUAAAUUGAUCAUAUGGGAUGAUCUCUUGAGGAAGGAAAGUAUGGUAUUGAAGUUCAUGUCGAUCAUCAAAGAAGUAUAUUUAUCGAGAUCAUUUAUUAUCGUUCAAUUUGAUAAACAUUUUGAGAUUUAUAAUUUUAAACAGAAUCCGAAAAAAUUGUUUCUUAAUAAGAAUUUUGAAAUUAAAUUGGGUUCAAAUAUUGAUUUUAAAGUUUCAAAUAUCAAUGCUUCAAUCGUACAAAAUGCAUUGGCAUUUGUUCCUCCAAGGACAAGGGGACAAAUUCAAAUUGCAAGAAUUUCAUCACCUUCUAAUGAUAGUGCACGUUCUGAUGAUUCUGAUGUUGAUGAAGAUUUUCCCACUUUAAUCAUUAAAGCUCAUAAAUCAGAUAUUAGAUUGAUCAAGUUAAACCAUCAAGGGACUAUGAUAGCAAGUUGUUCUGAAAAGGGUACGAUAAUAAGAAUCUUUAGUACGCAUAAUGGUAGUUUAAUCAAAGAAUUUAGAAGAGGUAUAGAUUCAGUGGAGAUUUAUGAUAUGGAGUUCUCACCAAAGGGGAAUAAAUUAGCUAUAAUAUCUGAUAAACAAACAUUACAUAUCUUCCAAGUAUAUGAUCAUAAUAAUCAAUUCAAUAAGAUUCAUAGAUUAGAAAAAAGUAAUUGGGGGAAUUGGAAUAAAAAUUUAAAUUUAAAAUACUUUGAUUCGGUUUGGUCGAUGUGUAGUAUUCAUUUACAAAAUCCAAAAUUAUUAUUAUCAAAACCAAGAAAUAAUAGUAUUAGUGAUCAUCACACGAAUAAUACAAGUGGAAAGAAUAAUUUAAUUGAUUUAGAAUUUGAAAAAGAUAGAUGUAAAAUUGGUUGGUGUAAUAACUCAACUCAAACUAGUCGAAACAGUGUUCGAGAUGGCAAAAGCAGUAAAGAUUACAGAAUAUCUGAUGAUGCUGAUGAUGAUAAUGAUAAUGAUAACGACGAAGAGGAUAGCUUAGUUCUAGUUUGGAAAGAUUGUGGCAUAUGGGAAAAGUAUGUAAUUUUAGAGAAGGAUGUAUCCACAACAGCUGCUACUGUAUCCAAUAAAGAUAAUCACUACUCAGUCAAUGAAAGUUUAAGGACAGAGAAUCAUAAUAAUAAUAUUAAUGAAUAA